AUGCUCAUGACCACAUCGAGAGACCCGUGUGCACAUAGCGAUGAGUACCGUAAGGCUUACGAUUAUGCCUAUACCUCUCAGUUGCACAUCCGAGAAGCAGAUCCUAUUAUAAGUUCUAAGUACGACGCAAUCAUUGUUGGAGGCGGAACCGCUGGCUUGGUCGCUGGCGCUCGAUUAAGCGAAGACGGAACGAAGAAAGAUUCUUGUAAUUGA
Molecule: messenger RNA, 213 nt
Organism: Talaromyces stipitatus ATCC 10500
Lineage: Eukaryota; Fungi; Ascomycota; Eurotiomycetes; Eurotiales; Trichocomaceae
Exons: 2
Coding region: 1-213 (70 amino acids)
Source: RefSeq, a predicted model, not a curated record